AAAACAGCAGACAGACAGCAAGUGCUCCCCAGAAAGCCGGGUGACCAGACUGCUGUUUGCCGUGUCUGUGGCGUUCCUACUCCUGCACGCCCCUUUCCACGCUAUCCGAGUCAAGGUCUUUAUUCUAGCCAUCACCGGAACACUUCCGUCCAGAACUGAUGGCAUCCUAAUGCAUGUAUUUCGACUCAUCUACAACCUGGACACGUGUGUCAGUUGCGCUGUGUACCUGAUAUUUGGGGAUAACUUUCGGCGUGUUUUCUGCAACAAAUACUUCUCCAGUUGUCAGUCACCGUCUCCUGAAAGUUUAGUGUCUCUAACUACCACAAGAAGUGAUCCUUCCAUGGAAGUGACCGUGCUCAAACCAGAUGACAACGAGGGUCCAGAGGAGUCACAGAUACACGAACGGUUGUUGUCUGAGCAUGAUUUAUGA
This is a messenger RNA of Candidula unifasciata, 430 nucleotides long. NCBI's taxonomy places the organism in Eukaryota, Metazoa, Mollusca, Gastropoda, Stylommatophora, Geomitridae. The record is from the annotation of a GenBank genome assembly.